GUCAGAUAUUGAAAUGAGUGCAGAUGGAGGAAAUGAGGUGUGCUGAUGACUAGUGUAGCCCUCACUAAUCUGAUUUGUUCAGUGUGGUUGACUCUGGAGCCGGUGUGGGAAAAUGUUUGAGACGGACCUGAGGGAGUCACACAGUCUGUCAUUAAAUGACCUUGUGCUGAAAGUGGCACGUAGCACCGUUUCCAUCAGCCUGGUGAUGGAGAGGCAGGGUUGGUACUUAAGGCUCACUGUGACUCGGGGUCAUUUCUCUGCAGUCAUGCUCAGGUCCACAACAACUUACAGUACCUUUCCUCUGACACAGGUUUCCAGUUCCUCUCCUGGUGUCAGCAUCAACAGCACAGUGAAGCGCUCUAAACUGUGGGACUCUGUCCUCCACAUGAUGCCCCACAUGGCACUGUGCAAGUUUGCUCCUCUGGUCCUGGUGGGAGUUGUGGUUUUUGCAGCAAGUGGGAUCAUUGGAGACCCUCUAUAUGAGUGCCUGCAGGACCCAGACUACAGUGAGCUCCUGGACAUUGUGAUGAAAGGUCUUCCUGUCACAAAGAGGCCUCAUCAUGUAGCAGUGGUUGGUGGGGGCAUGGCGGGUCUGACUGCUGCAAAGGUUCUAGAAGAUGCUGGACACAAGGUGACCAUAAUCGAGGCCAGUAAUCGUAUUGGAGGACGGGUGGAGACCUUCAGGAACACAAGAGAAGGAUGGUAUGCAGAAGUGGGAGCCAUGAGGAUACCAAGCUUCCAUAAGAUUCUGCUUUCUCUUAUCUCCAAAUUACAAAUUCCCCUGAACCGUUUCAUUCAAGAUGACAUCAACACCUACUAUUUAGUAAAUGGACUUCUGCACAAAACCUACUCUGUGGAGAACAACCCCAGUGUGCUGAACUACAGCCUGAACGACAGGGAGAGGGGGAAGUCUGCUGCAGAGCUCUUCAGUCAGACGCUCUGGAAGGUCAGAGACGACCUGAAGAGACUUGGCUGUAGGGCUAUGUUGGAUAAAUAUGACUCGUACACAGUAAAGGAAUAUUUGGUGAAGGAAGGUAACCUGAGUCGUGGAGCUCAGAGGAUGAUCGGUGACAUCUUGAAUGAAAACAGUCUGUUCUACACGUCGCUGAUAGAAAUGCUCUACAUACAGUCAGACAUCAACGACAACACACAGUAA
Messenger RNA from Austrofundulus limnaeus, 1156 nucleotides. RefSeq names its product L-amino-acid oxidase. The transcript is spliced from 7 exons. Gene Ontology annotation, molecular function: L-amino-acid oxidase activity. The record is from RefSeq and is a predicted model, not a curated record. NCBI's taxonomy places the organism in Eukaryota, Metazoa, Chordata, Actinopteri, Cyprinodontiformes, Rivulidae. The coding region runs from base 113 to 1156 and encodes 347 amino acids. Gene Ontology annotation, biological process: amino acid catabolic process.